Messenger RNA from Metarhizium acridum CQMa 102, 1788 nucleotides. RefSeq names its product HIR complex subunit (gene HPC2). NCBI's taxonomy places the organism in Eukaryota, Fungi, Ascomycota, Sordariomycetes, Hypocreales, Clavicipitaceae. The record is from RefSeq and is a predicted model, not a curated record.
AUGGACAAGGACCGAGAGCAGAUUGUCGUGGGCAGCGACCAGUCUCCUGGCCAGCGUCAAUUAACCUUCCAGUCAUACCAGCAACCAUCGCCAAGUGGCACCACGGCCAGUGGGCGCGCGCAGGCUCAGAAGCGGUACGAAUAUAUCGAUGGACAGUGGGUUCAGCUAACGGCAGCCGGCCUUCCGCGCAAGAAGCCUGGUCGGAAGCCUGGUUCUACAGUGAAACCCAAGACGACAGACGGCGCCGACCCGAGCAAAGUGCGCAAGCCUCGAAAGCCUCGCGACCCCAGCGCCCUUCCUAUCCAGCGCAAGCGAAAAAUUGCGCCCGCCUCGGAUGCAGACGCAGACUCUGACGUCUCGAGAACUGCCUCAGGCCAGCAUGGUGGCAUAUCAUCGCCAUCACAGCAGCAUCAACUUCUGGGAGCCUCAGACCUUCGCGGAUCGCCCAAGAUGCCAAAGAGAGAGGGGUAUCCUGGGUCGAUGCAGAGCAUUCUGAAUGCUGACCCGCCAUCCGCCUCAAUACCCGUGCGCAGCAGCGGGCUUAGCUAUGAUCCAAUUCGCGGCAAUUAUGACCCCGUACGCGAAACUAUUACACCCCAUAAUGCAAAUCCAUACUCCUCGACUUCUGGUUCCCCCCGGGGCCCGGCGCAAGCGGCAAACCGAUCUCCCUCGAUAGCGAGUAUAAUAGAGCCACAAGCUCGAACGGCAUCGGCAACCUCGCCGAGUAUGUCACAGCAUGGACACCCAACAGUUUCGGCUCAUAGUCGGCUCCAUGGCCAAGACUCGUCAUCCAUGCCGCCGUCGCCUUCCUACAGACCUACAUCAAUACUUGGUGCUCCCCCAACUGGAGUCGAUUCGAAGAAAGAGAGCACUGUAGCAGCUAUUCAACGACCUGUGGUAAACCAGGCCAACUUUACUACUAUAUCAAAUGGCCCUAUCCGAAGGUCCUCCCCCAAACUGAAGCCUGCUACGGGCGUGUCUACACCGAGAACGGAUACUCUCGACGAUUUCCAGGACAGCGAAGGGCGCUCCAUUUUGGAUUUUGGCAAGGCUCGACCCGGGGAGGAGGUCCAGGCUCCCACUAUUGUCCUGACUAUCCCCAUCGGGGCUGGCGAAACAAACAAGUAUGUCAACUUUAUGCGAUUAGCUGAAGAGCAGUAUGGGUGGGAUGCCCUUCACCCACGUCAGGCUGCAAAUCGGGACCGUAAAGCCCGUAUUGAGGCUGCCACGGCAUCGCUUGAAAAGGCCGAGCUGGGUCGAGAGUCUGGGGAUGAGAUGUCACUGGACAACUCCGACGGCGAAGCUAGCAAUCCGGAGAACGGAGGGACUAGUGGACCUGAUGCGCAGGUUAAGCCCAAGAAAAAGAGAAACUUCAAGGAGGAUCAAUACGAUGUCGAGGACGAUUUUGUAGAUGACUCGGAGCUGUUAUGGGAGGCUCAAGCUGCAGCCAGUAGGGAUGGCUUCUUUGUCUACUCUGGGCCUCUUGUGCCUGAGGUAGAAAAACCGGCAAUUACUCACGAACGACCCAAGCGUGGCCGAGGCAGCAGAGGUGCCCGAGGCAGUAGAGGCUCAACUAGAGGCGGCACAGGUACCGGUCGGGGUGGUGGUCCUGGUUCUCGUGGUGGUGCCGUCACCAGAAAGCCUCGCAUCACCAAAGCUGAGAGGCUGCAGCGCGAGCGAGAAAAGGCCGAGAGAGAAAGCAUGGCACAAAUCAACAAGACACCGACCAACGGAUACGUUCUCCAACCCUCUACGCCCGCGUUUUCUGUUAGUGAACUGGGUGCUUAG